UUACUUUAUACAAUAGUCUUAAUUACCACUUCUCAUCUCUCGUUUCGAAGUUUAUUUACACUUUCGACAUCAUCCAUCAUACGUUCAUCUCGGAUAUGACUUCAAUAACAACAGCAGAGGAUUAUAUUAGAGAGCAAGAGAUACUAGAAGCUGAAGCUAGAGAGCUUCUACCAUUCAAGGCAGACCUAUGUACCCAAGAUUACGACAAGAACGAGAUUGGGAAGCCAUUAAGACAGGCUAUCUACCUCUGUAAGACCUGUGGAUUAGAUAAGGGUGUAUGCGUAGGCUGUUCUAUUAUAUGCCACGGCGAUCACGAUCUCCUUGAGCUUUUCCCAAAGCGCGGAUUUGUAUGUGACUGUCCAACCAGCCGCUUUAGUAAGGAGUGUAGCCUCAAGAAACUCAAGGCGACAUACGACUCACACCCAAAUCAUUACAAUCACAAUUUCCAGAGGAGAUUCUGCGCCUGCGAUCAAAUAUAUGAACCAGCAGAAUGUGACCAAGAGAUGUAUCAGUGUUUAAGUUGCGAGGAUUGGUUCCACGAGGGUUGUUUGAACUUAAGGGACAAAAAUCAAGAAGGACGUGUGAAUGACGAGAACAGCGAAGACGCAGGUCCUGUUUUACGCCUCCCUAGGUCCAAGUUUGACGCGUUUGUUUGUUCAGAAUGUGUUCUAUCACCUGAUUUAGAGCAUCUGAGGAGAUAUGCUGGUACACCUUCAUUUGUUUUGCUAGAAAGUAUGAAAUCUCUACCACAGGAAGGAGACGACGAUGAAAGCGCAAUUCCACUCAAAUUCUCAAACAAAAGGGAACAUUCAGAGGACGAUGAUUACGAAGAAAAUGAUGUAAAACGCGCAAAAACCGGUGAAAAUGAAUCACAAAGUGUACCACAAGAGGAAACAAUCCAGGCAUGUAAGGUUCCAGCAAUAAACGAGGAAUCUCAACAAUUUCUUAGCAACCUCAGUCAAAAUCCUCCACCUAAGCCACCUUCGGAGGCGCCACGCGCUGAUAUGUUCAUGUUACAUGGUUGGAGAGACAAAUGGUGUAAAUGUGAAAACUGUAUGACUAAGUUAUCAAAACAUCCUUGGUUGUUUGCAGAAGAAGCGACAUAUGAACCACAAGAAGAGGAGCAAGAAGAGAAAACAUUGCUACAGCUCGGAGCAGAGGCACUCAAUACUCUGCCAAGAGAGAAGGCCCUGGAUGGAUUGAAAGCAUACGAGAAAAUGUCUAGUUCUGUCAAAGACUUCCUCAAACCGUUCGCAGAUACCGGCAAGACAGUCGAAGCUGCUGACAUUAACAACUUUUUCUCAGAGCAGCAGCAGAAGCUUAAAAAUGGAGAUAAUCAAGCUUAGAAUUAUAUUGUAAUUUCAUAUGUAUUUCAUU
Molecule: messenger RNA, 1377 nt
Organism: Wallemia mellicola CBS 633.66
Lineage: Eukaryota; Fungi; Basidiomycota; Wallemiomycetes; Wallemiales; Wallemiaceae
Exons: 2
Coding region: 96-1346 (416 amino acids)
Cellular component (GO): cytoplasm
Molecular function (GO): zinc ion binding; ubiquitin protein ligase activity
Source: RefSeq, a predicted model, not a curated record